Molecule: messenger RNA, 1566 nt
Organism: Aspergillus nomiae NRRL 13137
Lineage: Eukaryota; Fungi; Ascomycota; Eurotiomycetes; Eurotiales; Aspergillaceae
Exons: 10
Coding region: 1-1566 (521 amino acids)
Biological process (GO): basic amino acid transport; transmembrane transport
Cellular component (GO): fungal-type vacuole membrane
Molecular function (GO): basic amino acid transmembrane transporter activity
Source: RefSeq, a predicted model, not a curated record
AUGACAGCCGACGAAGAAUCGCCUUUUUUGCAAUCAACUACGAUUCCAGGAAGUCCUGAGUCCGACCUUGAACUAAGACGAAAGUCUGAACGCGCCAAUAAAUUCGUCAUCUAUGGUUCUUUUAUUGGCGUGUUCCUUGCGUCCGCCGAUGAGUCACUUGUCAUCUCAACAUGGAGCUCCAUUGCUUCGCAAUUCAACCGUCUAUCGGAAGGGUCGUGGCUCCUGGUUGCGUAUAAUUUUGGCUAUUGCGUCUCAUUACCGGUGUAUGGUACACUCAGUGACACGUACGGACGGAAGAAUGUCCUCCUCUGGGCGUAUUUUCUGUUUGCUGGCGCCAGUGGCUCCUUGAUCCAGCUCAUUCUGGCCAGAGUACUGGCUGGUAUUAGUGGAGGUGGCAUGGUUGCCCUAGUUUCCAUUAUCAUAACCGAUCUGAUGCCCCCCAACGAGGUGGCACUGUUCCGAGGAUAUGCCAGCGUGGUUAAUAUUGCUGGUCGCAGCCUGGGCGCCCCGGUUGGGGGCUUUCUGAUCACGACACUGGGAUGGAGAUUGUCCUUUCUAGGCCAACUCCCUCUCAUGAUUGUUUGUAUGAUGGUGGCAUACCACGGUCUUCCCUCGUCGUUGAACCAAAGUAACACAAACCACUACCGGGAUAUUCCUCCAUUCCCAGCAUCUCACAUCGAUUAUGGCGGCAUUAUCAGCAUUGCCACGGCGAUUGUCAUGCUACUUCUUUUGAUCCAAACCUCGAACACGACAGAUGAUCAGCCAAUGCUGCCCUUAUUAGCGUCUGCGUUUGCAGUCGCCGUCGCAGUCUUCCUCUUGACGGAAGCAUACUGGGCCAGAAAUCCUUUGAUACCAUUGACCUUAGUGAAAGGUUCUUUGGGAGGGUACUUCGUGGGACAAUUGAUGUUACUAACAGGCCGCUCGGCGCUUAGCAGUAACAUGGUGCCAUACUUUAUCCGAGUCGAAAAAGCGACUGAUAUCCUCGCAUCCUUCACCUACGUCGUCACCGCAGUGGGUGUCUCAGUCGGCGGCUUGAUCGCAGGCGCCAUCAUCAAACGGGCCAAGCGAUAUAAGACAAUGAGUGUAAUAGCAGUGGGAUCAGCUGCCUUGCUAUCUAUUCUAAUUUACAUCCGCUACCGCGAUGGCUGCUACACCUGGGAACUAGUCUAUCUCUUCCCGUCGGGCGUUUCAAAUGGCAUACUCUUCUCCACGCAAUUCAUCGGGAUGUCGUUGACUGCGCCUAAGGAGCGGCUGGCGACUUCGAUCGGGAUCUAUUACCUCCCUCAACAGUUGGGGUUCAUUAUCGGUCCGGCGGCUUCGGUCGCUGUUGUUCAACGGCGCUUUGCCAAUAGCCUUACAGAACGUCUGGAGGGGUUUAAAGAGAGACACCUUAUUGGUCAGAUACUCAAUGAUCUGAGAUUCUUCGAGAGCUUACCGGAUGGAGUCCAAAGUGUCGUCCGGUCGAGCUAUCUGUAUGGGUUUCAGUUUGUACCAUUACUUGGCACGGUGUCUAUUUUGUUCAUGUUGCCAAUCGUGCUACUACUGAAGGAAAGAAGAAUCGAAUGA